Messenger RNA from Paramuricea clavata, 631 nucleotides. The record is from the annotation of a GenBank genome assembly. Lineage: Eukaryota; Metazoa; Cnidaria; Anthozoa; Malacalcyonacea; Plexauridae.
GUUCUUCACGCUGAGGACAAGGUUUUUCACGCUGAGGACAAUGUUCCUCACACUGAGGACAAGGUUCUUCACUCUGAGGACAAGGUUCUUCACUACGAGGACAAGGUUCUUCACUCUGAGGACAAGGUUUUCCACGCUGAGGACAAGGUUCUUCACCCUGAGGACAACUUCUUAACACUGAGGACAAGGUUAUUCACUCUGAGGACAAGGUUCUUCACUCCGAGGACAAGGUUCUUCACUCUGAGGACAAGGUUCCUCACACUGAGGACCAGGUUCUUCAAUCUGAGAACAAGGUUUCUCACACUGUGGACAAGGUUCCUAACUUUGAUGACAAGGUUAUUUAAACUCUGAGGACAUUUUCCUUCACUCUGAGGACAAGGAUGUUUACUCUGAGGACAAGGUUCUUCACGCUGAGGACAAGGUUUCUCACACAGUGGACAAGGUUUCUCACUUUGAGGACAAGGUUCUUCACUCUGAGGACAAGGUUCUUCACUCUGAGGACAAGGUUCUUCACUCUGAGGUCUAGGUUCUUCAAUCUGAGGACAAGAUUUCUCACACUGUGGACAAGGUUCCUCACUUUGAGGUCAAAGUUCAUCACUCUGAAAACAAGGUUCUUCACUCUGAGGACAAG